This is a messenger RNA of Peronospora farinosa, 1155 nucleotides long. Lineage: Eukaryota; Oomycota; Peronosporomycetes; Peronosporales; Peronosporaceae. The record is from the annotation of a GenBank genome assembly.
AUGGCACGAGAUGGCAACGUCGUGCGGGUGUCAGCGCCUGGAAAGUUGCUCCUGUUUGGUGAACACGCUGUAGUUUAUGGUGUACCCGUGGUAGCGGCAGCAUUGUCAGAUCUACGUAUUGAAGCAGAGAUUACUCGCAUUCACGUGCCUGGAGCUGUUACGCCGACUAUCGAGUUUUUAUGCAACGACAUUACGUCUACACGUGAUAAACAACCACUGCGACGGGCGUAUACGACUUUUGAGCUACAGAAAGUGGUAAAUGGACUUGAGGAUGAGGUUUAUUAUGUGCCAUUUCCGGCGCAAGAAGUGAUGAUGCGCAUUGAAAACGUGCUCAAGAACGAAACAUCUGUAGAUGCUAUGGCACUACGAGCUCCAAUCUUCUUGUGCUGUGCUCUGCUACGUUCGUCUGGUUUUCUGAGCGGUACUAAAGGAGGACUCCUUGUGAAAGUUGCAACGUGCAACUUGCCUAUUGGUGCAGGACUGGGCUCCUCGGCUGCGAUGUCUGUGGCUCUUUCGGGAGCAUUUGCUGAACUGUCUGGCAGCCCUCGUAACCUCGAGCUAGAAUUCAUCAAUGCGUACGCUUUUGGUGCGGAAGUAAUUUUGCAUGGAUCGCCUUCGGGUGCAGACAACACAGUGUCAUGCUUUGGUGGUACUUUGCUCUUCCAGAAACAUUUGGGUCCCUCUUUCCGUCGCAUUCAGUGCCAGCUGAACAAGUUCCGAUUUCUCAUAGUCAAUACGUGCGUCCCUCGUUCUACAAGGGAACAAGUUGGAAAUGUCAGGAAGCGCUACGAAGCUGAUCGUGAAAAUGUCCAGAAGCAAUUCGACACUAUUCAGCAGAUUGUGGAGAAAUUCGUUGCGCUCAGUGAGCAAAAGGUGCUGUGCGAGGAAGUCCUUGGUCAAGCAAUUGAACACAACCAGAAAAUAUUGAACGAUCUUGGAGUAGGCCAUCAACAAAUUGACGAGGUGGUCCGUAUCUGUAAGCAAUUUCAUGGAGCUACAAAGUUGACUGGUGCAGGUGGUGGUGGCUGCACGAUCUCUCUCUUGCCGCGGAGUCUGACCAACGAAGAUUUGGCCAAGCUUGUUAUGCAGUUGGAAGCGAAGGGGUUUGAGUGCUUUGAGAGUGCAAUCGGGGGCCCAGGCUUGAUACGUGCUUAG